Molecule: messenger RNA, 3384 nt
Organism: Babesia bovis T2Bo
Lineage: Eukaryota; Apicomplexa; Aconoidasida; Piroplasmida; Babesiidae
Product: Ser/Thr protein kinase domain containing protein
Exons: 1
Coding region: 51-3371 (1106 amino acids)
Biological process (GO): protein phosphorylation
Molecular function (GO): ATP binding; protein kinase activity
Source: RefSeq, a predicted model, not a curated record
GAGAUACACAUCAGAGUUUAUCAAGCCCACUUAAUCAAUAUAUAAAUAAAAUGCCAGGCUAUUUGGAUGGAUCAGUAGGUGAAACCGUUAAGAUUGAUAUAGGACGGCUCACUGAAAUUAAAAAUGUGUCUGUCUACAUAGUAGAUGGUGGAUUCCUGUCGAAGGAUUUGGAAGAAGAAUCCAAUGACGCCUCUUUUAUUGCAUUUGAGGAUUCCAUAGACGGCAAUAAAUCAACACAACCAUGUAGACUCGAAAUAUGCCUUCCUAUAAAUAAUUGCAUAUAUAAUAUCAAUCCUCGGGAAGAAACUGUUCUCACUAUUGCUAUAAACAUCCCAUCAGAUUAUCCCCAAGUAGACAUAGAAACCCAGCUGCUGAGCAUCUCGAAUGCCGAGCCUCGAUUUACGAAACUUUGUAGACUGAAAUUGGUAGAGUUGCUACCCAUUGAAGAGAACGAUGUGUCUAAACAGUCGCAUCGUUUAUAUAAUAUCGUCUCUGGUUUCUACAGAUUUCUUCAACAGUACACAACUCAACGUUUAUCUGCAUCCAGAAGGUUGAAUUACAUCCAAAGUAGUUUACGACUAGAUACAAAUGAAGAGUCAAGCUAUAAUAGCAAAUACGGGCCCUCUGGUGAUCACACUAGUCGUCCUUAUGGUAACGUUAACCCAGUGGAUGUUUGCAUGGCAGCUAGAAAAGGUUCUGCAGCAGUGCACAAGCUUUUGAUUACCCAUUCACGCUAUUAUCGUGAAUUUGAACACCAGAAAGUUCUUGGGUCCGGGUCGUUUGGCUGUGUUACCAAGGUAUCACGGAGUGGAAUAAUUUAUGCGCUUAAGCAAAUACCUAUUUAUAAAAUACAUGGUAACACAUUGCAUGAAGAGGCUGCAGUACUAGCAAGCUUACAACACAGAAAUAUUGUGCGCUACUAUGAUGCCUGGAUAGAGGAACCUUACGAUGACAUACUGUCCAGACAUUGUAUGACCCUUCCCAUGGGAGCUUCCGCUAGCGUGCAACUGAGUCUGCCUUUACAGUCUAACUCAUUAUCUGAUAUGUCAAAUAUCUCACGUUAUAACAAGAAGCCAGAAGGUUUCCGUUUAUCGUCAAUUUCCAGAAAGGCUAGGUUGCACAAUCGAUUUUUGCCGAGUUGUGAAGGGGCGCAUCAUGCACGUAAACAUAAAGAGAGGCCCGUUAAGUACCUAUUUAUCCUAAUGGAGUAUUGUGCAGAGGAUAAUCUGGCAAAUGCAAUAAAUGACCGUCGUCUACAUGACAAACCGCAGCUGGUGAUUGAACUGUUUCGUCAAAUACUAGAAGCACUCAGUUAUAUUCAUGAAAAGGGAAUUAUACACCGUGAUAUAAAACCUAGUAAUAUAUUUUUAAAAUCGGAAGAUGGCGUACUAUCCAUAAAACUGGGCGAUUUUGGACUCACAGCAAAACUUAAUACAGGACCUUCCAGUGAUUUCACCAAUCCGACGGGCAUUGUCGGUACCCUUCACUAUAUGUCUCCUGAACAAGAACGUGGCGACUCCUAUGACGAAAAGGUAGAUAUUUUCGCCGCAGGUGUCGUCCUCUUCGAGAUGUUAUCACCGCCAUUCACUACCAAUAUGGAGCGGGCUGAUGUGCUCUCGUCAUUUCCAACUGAAGAAAAGAAGUGGCCAUCUGAAUUUGUGUCCACCGUUGACCAUGGCAUUUUCAAGAUUCUGGAAUCCAUGCUUUGCAUAGAUCCGAUGAAAAGACCAUCAGCAAGUUACCUACUGCAGAGCGAAGUAUUUGCAGCUACCAACUUGGACACCUCCACACUUUACAAAGUGGUGACCGAAUAUCCACAUUCCAUGGAGUCCAAUCAGUUGCUCGGGUCUUUGUUCAACAGAACAAUAGACUAUGACCCGAAUAUUAGAUACAAUGAAGUACCAGACUCUACACAAGAUAAAUCAAACUAUAUAAACGUCUUGCUGUGGAACAAGUACUCACAAGAAUUUGCGAAAAGGGGUGCGAUUCGCUAUGAAGCGCCCAUAUUUGUGGAAGCUUGUGAAGAAUAUUCCAAAGAAAAAAUUCAUAAACAGUGCUACCAUCUGUUGCUGGAUGAUGGCCGUACGUGUAAACUACGCACUUCAGUGCUCGAAGCAUUGGCUGAAACCAUACCUCCCAUUUUCUUUGUCAUUAUGAAGCGGUGGUAUUGGGGAAAGGCAUACAUAAAAAAUAACGUAUGUGGUCGCCAUCCAUCGGCUUUAUGGCAGUGUGCUUACAGCAUAGUUGCCGAUUACAACAUAAUGCUUCAGGAUAUCGGGUCAAAUGUGAAUUGUUUGGAUGCAUUCUUUUGUGCUGACGUGGUAGCAACUGCAGUCAGACCGUUAAUUAAGCUCCCGAAUAGUUCCGUUGUAGUGCAUUGGACCUAUACUGAUUUCCUUAAAUCUAUUCUGAAAGAAGCUGUUGGUAUACCAGAGAAGAUAUCGGAAUCAUUGGAGUUGCUAAUGUAUGAUAAUAUAAAACGGCCUAAUAUUUUGAAGCAGAAGGUUGCAAACCUUAUUAAAACAGUAUUUGUGCCGGGUUUGUCGCACGAAUCCUUGUUGAAUAUGGUUCUGCAGUUGGCUGAGACCUUGCCCAUAACAGGUACCCCGGCAGUUUCCGAUGUAAUAUCACCCAUUGCCAAAAUAUUACGAUCAUAUGGUCGUAAUUUGGAUGUUUUUACUUUAGAAUCAUCAAACGUGUAUUAUAUGGAAUCAUUCCUAAAUAUAAAUGAGUGUUCGUUUAUAUUCCUGCCACUGGGAUUCCCAGUUUGGCACAGACGGAACUACUCCAAAUUUAGCUUUGCAGUGAAUUAUACCAUCGAUAAAAAGGAAUUCUUCGGGCUAUUAAAUGGUGGAUGCAUAAACUCGCUUAUGCCGCAGAGCAAAGGUAUAAUGUUUGGUUCACAGCAGCGUUAUGUAUUUGGUUUUGAAUUACAGCUGGAGCCACUAAUGACUUACUACAACACGCGAGAAGCUGCAACAUUUAACAAAACCGGUACAAACAGUCUACAACUGGGUUGCCACCUACUCCCACAAGUCCUCAUUUGUGUUCAUAACGACAGCCUUAUGAAUCGAGCUAUACUAUUAGAAAAUGGUCUACAGCAAAGUGGUAUUGUUGUAGAAAAGCAACUGGGUAUACCCAGUAGUAUGCGCAAAUUACGUAAACAUAAGGUUGCUGGAUUCUUACAGCUAUCUCGUCUACAGGUGAUUGUACUUAUCAAGCAAAAACUGUCGCAAGCUCCCGGUAAAUCACCUAUGCAUAAAGACGAUGAUCCAAAUGAAGUGGAAUAUAAAGUAUACUACAUAGACACGGAAUUUGAAACAGUUGGGUUCUAUUGUGUAUUUUAUAUAUUAAUGCCCCGCAGACUUUGAUGGAUGAACGCGA